This is a messenger RNA of Cladocopium goreaui, 7203 nucleotides long. The record is from the annotation of a GenBank genome assembly. NCBI's taxonomy places the organism in Eukaryota, Dinophyceae, Suessiales, Symbiodiniaceae.
AUGUUAGCACAGGACACGCAUGCACCAAAAACAGUGCACGGCGCACAGUGGGGAAAAAAGGCCAGCAGCAUCAAUUUGGAAGAACUGGAGCGACCGCUUUAUUUUGGCUCAAGACGCACUAGGUUCGACCGACGCGACAAAAAGGGCUUUGGGACCGUGAGGGUCUUUGGGGAGCCCCUUUUGGCUUCGCAGUUGGGGGCUGAGGUCGAGGCGGACGGCUCACCUGUGAAGGGUGAGGCCAGAAGCUCACCUCGAAGCGGUCGAGGGCUGAUAGGGUACCAUGACUGGAACUCUUGGCGCGCCAAAGAGGGGCAGCGGCCAAGCAAGGUUCGGCAUGGUGAUCCAGCAACAACGACGACGACAGAAGAAGCGCAACUGUGGCGAGACGUCAUGGAAGCCCUUUACGGGGCCGAUUGGAAGGAUCGGCUGGCCCGCGGGGACGGGGCUCCCGAUGACGAGGAAGAAGAAGAUGAGCCACAGGAAGAAGAAGAAAGCGAAGAACUUCUAAGCGCUGCAGGACCAGGCCCGGAGCCGGCUGGUCCCAGCCAUGGGGGCGAUGGAAGUAGUGGACGAGCGGCUCUGGCAGCGCCGUCCGGAGCUUCUUCGACAGUUGGUGAGGAGUCAGUUUUCCUGGAUCCAUCAGUCGAGAAGCUAAAAGAGGUCUUCAAACGACCAUAUGAGCCUGAGAAAGAAAGUCCACAGAAGUUCGCAAAGCGGUUGUACCGCUUAGCCGAGGCCUUGGACCUGGAAGGAGAGGCUGUGGACGAAAAGGAAAUGGAGCGUAGGGCUGCCCAAGCACUGUUUGAGAAACAGGUGCACGGCAAGGCAGAGGAGGAGCAACUCGUGCUCUUGAAAGGGUCUUUCCGUGAGUUGGUACUGGAAGAUCCGCCAGAGGGCCAAGAAGAGGAGUACCGGCAGCGGCUGGACGUGCUUAUGGCCAUGAUCCAAGCGCGCGGUGGACGUUUGAGUAAGAAAGGAGAGAAGUUGUUCUCGUCGACCGAAGGGACUCCGGAAAAGGCUCCAGCGGCUCUGGCUUGCCGAAAGUGGCUCAGUGGCUCUGCAGCGGUGGCUGAGCUGAGACGGCGAGUUGCGGAACUUGAAGAGGACGCGCGUUCCGACGGAAGCCGUCCUGUUGACGCGGUGGCCACCUUUGCUGAAGCCUUGGAACGCCAGACCCAAAUUAUGGCUGAGGUGCUGGGCAAGAAGAGCAAACGUUCCACGAUCCAGGUGAGUCCAAAGGUGUCGUGGCCCAUGCUGGAUGACGACUGUAGUGAUUACAGGUCGGUCCAAGAGUUUUACGACACUUUUGAGGCGACGAUCGGGCUUGCAAACGAUGGAGAAGGAAUGACAGAUAUGGAAAAGUUGACCACUCUGAAAGCGUGCCUCAAGCAGCACAGGUUGAAGACCUACGAGUUGGUCUACCGAAGGCAUCUCACCUCGGGGCUUGUGAGAGACAACCCAGGUGAGGUGUACCGCCAGAUCCGGGACAAGCACCUGCUGUUUUCAGAGACAGCGGAGGAAAAGGAAAUCAGGAUUCUGGAAGAAGGUGACGGCUUGGAGAAAGGGAAGCUUUCAGCCUUUCAGUGGGAGGUGAGAUGGGAGUCUCAUCUGGCCGAUCGGGACAGCAUUGGAUUGGGACUUAGCUCCAAGGAAGCUCUGAUCCAAUACUUGAGGAAGAUCGGCCCAACCAUGUCUAAGGACGUUCGGCGGGAUAAGAGAUUUCGGCCGGAUGGAAGUGGAGGCACUGUCUUCAGGAGUGUCGCUACUUGGGAAGAAGCGCAUGAAGUAGUGAAAGAGUUGGAAGAGACAGCGGCAGGACAGCGCGCUCUGAACAACUCGACCUUCGCCCACGGGAGCGGAAGGGAUAGGCCAACCAAGACGAAGAAGACGGAUAAGAUCCAUGCUCAGGACGACGUCUCGGGGGAACGGCUUGAGAAAGAUUUGAAGAAGGUGUGCUUCGACAUGCGGGAUAGAGGCACAUGUUCCCGAGGGAAAGAGUGCAAGUAUGUUCACGACCGUGCCGUGAUCGAGGAGGCCAGAAAACGUGUGUCGCGGGACAAAAAGUCCGGACAGCAAGACAAGAACAAAGUGGCAAAGGCGGACGACCUGGCUAAGUACGACGGACGGAAAGGGGUCCCAGCAAGGGAGCGGGAGCGGUCCUGGGCUACAGCUGGCGAACUGGUUCCACGAGACGGCGGUCACCUGGGCGUCAAGCCAGAAGAAGUUGUGAUGGGAUUAGCGAACGGCGCGCCCAUCAAACUCAAAGGGGCUGCGGUGCUGAGGGUCACCUUCCCGGAUGUCAGCGGCAGAAAAGACCGCCAAGUUUUGGUGCGGGCAAAGGUGAUCGCCAAUGGGGGUUCGACAUGGCACGGCCUGAUCUUGGGCGGAAGAGCCUUGGAUGCCGUUGAGAGAGGAGGACUUGGAUUCAGGCCUGGAGCCAACGCCCACAUUUUUGAUGGACUGAGCUUUAAGCUCCCACGCAAGGAAGAAACUGAGGAGUACACUGAUCACGCAUAUCCGCAUGUGGCAGUCCAAGCGUCGAUGUUUGAUCGGGCUUGGGACUCGGUUCCUGGGCGGGAAACGCCGGGAAGCAGAGAAGAAGUCGAGCAGGUUUGCGGAGAAGUUUUGCAAGCCACUGGCGAGCAGUGGAUUGGCGAGGAAGGAGAUUGGGUGCCGGUUCGGCGCGCCGGUCGUGAAGCUUCGCCAAUGAGCUCGUGCGUAAGCCCAGUGGAAGUUGUUCUCCCGCUUGCCGACAGCGAGUUAGAGGUGGUACCUGGGCUUUGGAGCCGGGACCAAGCAGAAGGUUACGUUUACGUGACGCCAAAGGAGGACGAGAAGUACGUCCAAGAAGGGGAAGAAGUGGCCGUAGCGGUAAAAGCGGUCGCAGAGCAGCAGUUCUGCAGGUCCUGCGGUCAUUUCGACGCGGUAGCCUGGACUGGAGGACAAAACUGUUGCAGUGAGUGCGAAUGCCCAGCGGCUGGGUUCAGGAAGAUGAGUCCCGAGUGCCAGCGCUGUGGCGAAAUGGUUUUUCGAAGUGAACUUGGAGGCUGCCAGAAGAAAGUAAAGGGCAGCUCAAGCAGAGGAUGCAGCGGAGUGGCGUUGCUUCUGGCAGGCUUGUUGUGCUUCGUGGCGGCGGGAGUGGUGUCAUCAGACAAGGUGUACCACAUCGUGGAGACGCCGGGAGCACUCGACUUGUUGGCGGAGGAGGGCCCCACCGACAAGUACUACCAAAGGCUCAGGGCAGAUCUGAGUGAGAGAUAUCCAGCAGCCUCAGAGCAUUUGUUGGAUCACCUUGAAGCUCUUGAAGCGUUUUUGGAUAAGAGCAUCAUGGCAGGAGUCACGUUCGGGAUCGACAAGCUCUUGGGAGAGUACAUGAAGGGAGCAGUUCCUUUCCCGGAGAGUGGUCUCGGAGAAGGAGACACCUCAGGGGACAAGGCUGUUCGAGCGAUCAAGCUCAUGACACAAAGAGCAAUCGAGCUGGCCGUGUUGGAUGAAGCGGGAGCGAUCACUGGCGAAAGGCCCUUGGAGCAAAUAGCAGAUAGCUCGGGGUAUGCAGUGGGAGGCUCCGCUCUCCAGAUGCAGGCGGACUUGGGAUCCUUUAAAGUCUUGGCCGUCCAUAGCAAGGGCUUAACUCCAGCUCAACAGGCAUGGGCGCCAUUGUCCCUCGAAGGGUAUGCGCAACUGGAAGUUCGGCGGGCUGUGAAGAAGCAGCUCGGUCCGAUCAAGUCGAUUUGCUGGACGGAUCACGCAAACUGGACGCGCCAACAAACGUUGGAGCAAGUCGAACCGAAGCAUUUGCGGUGGCUUAGCGAAAUCCUCGCAGAUGGGUCCGAAUUGAGAAGCCUAGCCGGCAGGAGCGCCAGGCUUGGGGAUGGAUACUCAAGAAAUCCUCCUGAACGGGAUCAGCUCUUGGAACAGAGAACGAAAGACCUAGAAGGGUUGAUCGGUCAGCUGAGGGGAUUCUCGUUGGAAGAGUACCUCUUGGACGUUUCGGAGAAAGUAGCGCUGCCCUGGUCCGUCGGCGACGGGGUGUUGCCAGAUCCUGAACAGGGAAGGAGUGCCGGGAAUGAUCAAGUCGCGGCUGUAGCAGGGGGGCUAGGGGUCUUGAACCGGUCCUUGCGGAACAACAUGUUCGCAGCCGGCGUGAGUAGUGAGAUCCGCGUACUCUACGUUCCUGACUACGUGGCUAGGAACGAUCGGUGGAUCCAAACCAAGGAGCUCAGCAAGCUCUUUCGGACGAUCUUUCCCGAAGCCGAAGUCAAAGUGGCUCUUGCUGAGCCGCCGUUCGAGGAUCCAGAAGGAAAUGCCUUACACUUUGAAAGGCAAGGGAAACAGCACCUGACUGGGAAAAGACUAGUGAAUGCCACGCGGGUCGACUUGUUGACAUCAGUGGCCACGCUGCUUCGGGAGAUCGCGAAGCACAUGCCGAACUUCGUGGUCGGUGCCGGUCAAGGAGCGAUAGUGUGCUUGGCGGCAGCUUCACCAGUGGUGGUGGAGUCGGUGUUGCUGGCCAGAAACGUGCAUAUCACAGAGGCACACAAGGUAGCGAGUGCCUGGGCACAGGUGAAGCUGAUGUUUGGGGUCAACCCGAGGAUCGGAAAAUCGAAACCAGGGGGGCAGCUGCUGAAAGAGGCGUGCCCGGAAUGGUUCACUCCGCACGUCCUGGAGUGCUUGCCCAGGCUCGGCAUGGUAGAAAAAUACGUGCCAGUAAGAGAAGAGAUUGAAGAAUUGCUGAGUUGCGCAGGAGUUAUGCAGGUGAACAGUUUGGAGUCUGUGAUGUGGAGCUCCUGGCUGGAAAGAGACAGCAAGGAACUGUGGGAGCACGAAGGACAGUGCGCCUGCGGUCGGAGGACGCGGCUUUUCGGUCAGUGCAUGCGGUGCAUAGAAGCAGAGCAUGCUGAGGAAGUCCAACGAAGAGCAGACCAAGGAGCUGAGGAAGAAGAUCAGAAUGUGGAAAGGCGGUUUGAAUUGGAAGGAGGGCCGGAUGUAACGGCAAAGAUCGAGCCGCUUAUUGAAAGGGAUCCUGUUACCGGGCGUGAAGAACUCAGCGGAACAGCAGAGAAAUGGUUAAAUGAACACCUCAAGAGAAGGAAAGAAAAGGUUGAGGAGCUGAAAGAAGAAUCAGAGCUCGCGGUUGGAGCGGACCUGCGGAGAGACAACAAGUUCCGGCUGGCAGAAGAUGGAUUACUAGAAAGACUGCUGGAACGAGAUGGGCAGAACGGAGAGCUCUGGGUACCGGUGGUACCAGAUGGGAAAGCCCAUUCGAUGAUGAGCUGGAAGGAGUUUUGUUGUCGUCAGGUCCACACUGGGAUCAUGGGAGCUCAUAGGAGCGGAGCGAAAAUGCUCGCCAUUCUUCGAAAGGCAUGUUGGUGGGAUGAUAUGGAAAGCGACCUUGAGAAGUAUGCGGACCGCUGUUUGGUGUGCAUUAGAAACAGGAGGAGGCCCGUGAAACAGCUAGCGGUUCCAGUCAAGCCGUCAUGGCUAGAGUGCUGGGAAGAAAUCGCAGUCGACUUUGAGGGGCCGAUGCACCCAGAAGAUCAUCAAGGGAACAGGUUCAUCCUCACGUACAUGUGUUGCGUGUCCGGAGGGAUUAUGCUGGAACCAUGCAAGGCUCUGUCUCAAGUAGAAGUCAGAAGAGCCUUCGCAAAGCUGAUGUUCCGGAGUCGGACGCUCCCAAAGAUGAUGCGGUCUGACCGAGGACAGGAGUUCCGAAGUACGCUGCUGAAAGAAUACUGCGCACUUCUCGGUGUGCGUCAAAAAUUCAGCGGACCUCUUCGUCCGUGUGAGAUGGGAAGGACGGAAAGGAUCCACCAGGAGAUGCAAAAAGUCCUGGGAUUACUGGUACACGACGUGUGCAGAUCCAGGCCGCAUGAGUGGACGGAACUUUUGGGAGUCGUGGAAUACAUCCUGGACACGACGCCUGGUCCAUCAGGGUUUGCACCGCGCGACUUUGAAAGAGGUUGGAGUCUGGCGAGCCCAUUGGAAAGAGAAUUGAUUGGAAGGGAGACGCUGGAAUUUGAGCCAGUUGAAGAGGCUACCAAAAAGCUCUUCAAGGCUUACAGAGAAAUCCGAGUCAAGGUGCUGGGUUGGCAAGCAGCUAGCGCUGCACAAAGAGCGGAUCGAGCCAACAGGUUCCGAAAAGUCAAGGUGGUUGAGAUCGGCGAUCUGGUGGUCUACAGGGACCCCAGACUCCGAUCUGGGGGGCGGACACCCUGGAGGAAGCAACUUUCCGAACCUAUGCGCAUCACGGCCAAACAAGGAAACCGUGUGGAGUUAGAACCGGUGGUUGCGGACCCAACCCAGGGUCGCCCACGCACGUUGAAGGACGUGCACGUAGAGGACCUUCUGUUGGUUCCUCCAGAUGCGGCUGCAACAACUCCGAUCCGCCCAGCGCACGUGGAAUUGCCAUUGCCAGUCGGGCAGGAUGACCCAGGCUCGGUUCGUUCGCCUGGUUUGAUGGUCGAGCAGCGAGAAGAUCCCGACGCAGGAGCCGCAGGCGUAGUGCCGGAGCGGGCAAACAGGAGAACAAAGAAGGGCAGACUAGCCAGCCUGAGAAUCGGGAGCUAUGUGGCCUAUGCCAUCGAAAGCAUCAAGGCCAAUGUGCCGGCCAACAAACACUUGAAGAGAUGCCGAGUCGGCAAGAUCCUGCAAAUCCGACCUAUGGAACAAAUGCUCCUGGUGCACCGAUAUACUCCUAUCGCGGACGGAAGACUGAGGGUCCGUUGGAAGGAGAUGUAUCUGUCAGAAGCUACGAAGGAAGAAACUCUGAUCCCGAGCUCCCAUCCAGUCCAAGAAGAGGUGCCGCUGCAGCGGAUUAUCACUGAGAUCCACCUGAACAGUGGAGUUAUGAGUCAUGCGGCAGCGCGGCAGAUAGAUGCCAGCGGCUAUCGAGUGGAUGAGAGGCGGUCAGAGGCCUUGCAAAGUGGCGGUGUUGUUCGCCAACGGGAACCCGUUGGGACCGCACUACCAAGCAGCCAGAAGCAGGAGCCGAGGAAAGUUCUGGCCAUCUUGGGUUCGGUGAACUGGACCACGGCGUCGAGGGGCAAUCAUGAGCUGGCAAUGCUCCUGGAAGUUGACCAGAAGUCGCAGGCAGGUGAAGAUCUGAUCCGAUGGGCUACUGAAGUAGCCCGACACGGGAAGACAUUGGAUGAAUGGGAUCUUCAAGAGAUCAGUGCAUCUGCCAGGCAGCGACAACAUGGUUAA